UCCAACAAACCUAAACAAACCUCCGGAGUUCCCCCCGCUUCACUUGUUUCGGGUCGGAUAACGGAAACGACGGCUGCGCUCCUGUUGCUCCGAGCAGACAGAGAGGACUUUCGGUAACACGGUGCCAGUGCUCGGGUUCGGGGCUCGCGCUGUUUGGUUGCAAAGUCGCGCGCUGGGCGCUGCAGGACGAUGAGACUUGAAACAGUUUUUAAACUUCUUCCGUGCGUUGUGUUUUUGCUUCCCAACGCAAUGCACGCACAAACAGUGCUCCCUCCAGAGUGUACGCCGGGCGGCCACUCCGUCCUCCAGGACCCCUAUCGCAGCACCACCUUCAGCUCCAGCUGGCUGCAGCAGUCGGCCCUGCAGGACUUCAUCUGCGACCACUCCCUCACUCCAGGCUGGUACCAGUUUCAGAUCUUCGACAAGCUGGCCAGCAUGCCCACCCAGUGUGUGGAGGUGAACCACUGUGGGACUCAGGCUCCUGUGUGGCUGUCUCUGGCUGAGGGUGAGACCCUGCCGGGGCCUCUGGAGGUCAGACAGCUGACAGCCUGCGCUGCCUGGCAGCUCUACCCGGGCGUCAGCAAAGACUGCUGCAUGUUCCGCAUCCCAGUCAGCGUCCGCAACUGUGGAGACUUCUAUGUUUACCUGCUCCAGCCUACGCAGGGAUGCAUGGGAUACUGCGCUCAGGAGAUGUCAGACGCUGCACCCACAGCGUCCCUGAGCUGCGGUCCUGAUGAGGUGAACGUCAAUGGAACAUGUAAAACAAAGCAGCCUCCCACUCCAUCUGCACCAGUGAUCGUCUCAGAGGUGACAGGAAACUCCGUCUACUUGAAGUGCAGCUUCGGGAGCAGCUCCAACAGCUCCCUGGGUUACGUGGUGGCCUGGUCCCGCCUCUCACCUGAGGGCAGGAAGGAGGAGCUCAAACAGGAGACCACCAUCCAGACCUCCGCCUUCAUCGAGCUGGAUGGCUUCAACCUCCGUCUGGGGGACAAGAUUUACUGCUCAAGCUCCAGUUUCUUCUUGGACUCGCCUGACAUCCGCGGUGCAUCAGUGGAGAGUCAGGAGUUCUUUGCUGGAAUUAUGCUAAGACCGGAAGUGAGCAGUGUGUCUGAGGACGGGAGGCUGUAUGAGCUGGUGGUUGAGAGCACCGUUCCUGUCCCAUGUCUGGAGGAGUCCUCCGUCUCUGCAGAGCAGUGCACUCUGUCUCUGCAGCUCAGCACGAGCAGUAAAGAUGAGGGUUUAUUGGGCACAGAUCUGUCUCUGUCCUCGUGUGUGGUGGACCUGUCCCGGGGCCCCUGUAGGGACGGGGUUUGUAGCCGAGCUGUGAUCCACUUCAGCCCUGUCACUGACUUUGUCAAAGAUGGCAACAGGACAACUCACAUCUCCGUUAAAUCCAUCGUCACACCAAAUUUUCUCUGGAACGGGUACUCACCAGAACCAGUUGAGAUAACAGUGCAGGACGUCCCCUCAUCCUACUGCUACGUCUUCACUGAUCCUCACAUUAUCACAUUUGAUGGCAGGCAUUAUGACAACUACCAAGUUGGCACCUUUAUUCUCUAUAAAAGCAUAUUGAGGCCGUUUGAGGUCCACGUUCGUCAGUGGGAAUGCGGCAGCGUGGUGCACUCCGCCUCGUGCGUGUGCGGCUUCGUGGUGAGGGAUGGUGGCGACGUCAUUGCUUUUGACAUGUGCAAUGGAGAGAUGGGUGAAACCAAACCGCACCUGUCUGUGAAGAACAGAGACUUGACCAAGAGCGGCAUUCGCAUCACCGAGUCCUACCAGGGCCGCAAGGUCACGAUGACCUUCUCGUCGGGAGCGUUUGUCCGUGCAGACGUGUCUAACUGGGGAAUGAGCCUGACGCUGAGAGCUCCCAGUUCAGACUGGAGACACACUGAGGGCCUCUGUGGGACCUACGACGCACAGUCAGACAAUGACUUCCACUCAGCAGGAGGCGCCACACUGGAGCAUCUGCACGCUUUUAUCUCUGAAUGGAGGCUCCCUCCAGGCAACAGCCUGUUUGACACUGUGCCAUCCCACCUGAUGACACUGAACCCCCGCAAGUACUGUAACUGUCAGGCAGAGCCCUGCCUCUCAUCCCCCAGAGCCCGAUCUCAACCGGUCACCUCCUCCGACUCCACCUGCUCUCAUCACGGCAACGUGCACCUCCCCAGCGUCUUCCCCACUCUGGACGUCACAGCUGAGUAUAUUAGCUCGGUAGAACUACUCAAAGGUGAUGGACAUGACAGACAGACGCUGCCUUCGGGCCACUCCAGACACAACACCCAGGAUCGAGGCAGUGACUCUCAUCCGCACGAAAGAAGCGCUUCCUCCAGGGAUAGAACUUCAACCUCAGCUCAACACCAGCGGCACAUGAACAAGCGGCAGACCCACCAUUACAUUUCUAACUCUCCACACCAGAGCCUCAGCCAGUCUGAUCUGGAGGGCUUCACCUACUUUUUCCCAGAGGACCACGAAGCAGCAGUUCAGACAGACUUUUCCCUCACGUGGCCCACACCUUCUGGCCUGACGGAGCAGCAGGCCAGGACUCAGUGUCAGCAGACUGUAGCGGGCUCCAGCAUAGCGUUGGGCUGCAGCCGCCUGUUAGAAAAGUCGAUUAUGAGCCGUGUGGAGGCGAUGUGUGUUACAGACCUCCAGCUGAAGGAUGAGCAGUCAUGGCUGAAUGCAACUUUACCGCUGCUGGAAAAUGAGUGUGAGAGGAGGCUGAUGGAGGAGAGGAGGAGAGAAGAAGAGUACCAGGAUGUUGUGGCUGUCCUCAAGUGUCCCAACCUGUGCAACGGCAACGGCCAGUGCUCGGAUUGGGGUUGUGUCUGCUUCCCAGGAUUUGGGUCAUAUGACUGCAGUGUGCUGUCUGACCAGAUCCCAGAGAUCACCGAGUUGGAGAAGCAGGGUCUGUGUGACGUCCGACAGGGAGACUGCUCCACUGUCCAGGUCUACGGUCAAGGCUUCAAGGACUCCUAUGAGCUCAAGUGUGAGUUUGUUAAAGAAAAGUUUGAGGAUGGGGAGUGGGUUCUGGACGAGCCCCAGUUUGUCCUGGCUGUCUUUCUGGAUGUGACGGCUCUGGAGUGCCAGCUCCCCCUGGAGGACAGCCGGGCUCCUGCAGGCCUGGACCUGGAGACGGUGACAAGCAGACCACUGGCCCGCUGGCAGAUCAAAGUAUCCAACGAUGGCUACAGCUACAGUAACGCCAAGAUACUGACUCUGUAUGACGGAGCCUGUCAGAUCUGCAGCCUCAACACUGAAGUCCUCUGCACCCUGAGGGAGAAAACCUGCAACAUUGACGGCCUGUGUUACAGUGAGGGGGAGUCCAAUCCCAGCAGCCCCUGCCUCACAUGUCGUCCAGACGUGUCCAAACACACAUGGUCCAUAGCAGAGAAGAACGAGCCUCCACUGCUGCAAUCGUCGCUGUUUCGUCUCCAGUCCUUCCAGGGGGAACACUUCAUCUACCAGCUCCAGGCUCAGGACCCUGAGGGCUCAGCGGUGCUCUUCAUCUUGGAGUCAGGUCCUGAAGGUGCCUCUCUGUCUCCGGCCGGCCUGCUGAUGUGGAAGGCCACAGCUGAAACUACAGACACACACACUUUCCAGUUUACUGUGACAGACGACUGUAAUGCCCAGACAGCAUCCUCCAUACAGGUGUCUGUGCACCCCUGUGAGUGUCUGAAUGGAGCUUCCUGUGUGACCAACGUGAACCUCCCUGCCGGCAGCGGGGAGUACCUGUGUGUGUGUCUGGAUGGAUUUAAAGGUGGCAGGUGUGAGGUGGACAUUGACGACUGUAAACCAAACCCCUGCAGACUGGGCCGCUGCAUUGACGGCCCCAACUCCUUCUCCUGUAUCUGCCCACCUGGAAUGACAGGCCACACAUGCAGAGAAGAUAUAGAUGAAUGCGUCUCUCGGCCUUGUUUCCCUGGUGUGGACUGUAACAACACGCUGGGCUCCUUCAUCUGUGGAGUCUGUCCUCAAGGAUACAGCGGUGACGGCAAAACCUGCACACGUAACCAAGACUCUCCUGGCAAAGCAGUGAUCCAACCAUCCAGAGUCCCGCAGGUAUCACUGAGGCCCAAAUCUUCAGGUUCGUCACCGUGCUCCAGGCGGCCGUGUCACCAGGGAGUUCAGUGUUUCGAGAGCACCCACGUCUCAGCAGGUUACGUCUGUGGACCCUGUCCUCCCGGUCUCCACGGAAACGGACGAACGUGCACAGCAACAGGUCAGGGGACGGUCGCCAGUGGAGCAGACGGUCAUCUCCAUGUCAUCAAACCAACUUCCAACAAGGAAAUGACUCCCACCUCCUCCUCUUCCUCCUCGUCAUCGUUUACCACUUCAUCCAGACGCCCCCCUGACAGGAGGAGACCAGAGGCCACCAUCUCCAGCAUCAGGAGAGGUUCCUCCAGUGACAGAAGAACGACAGCAAUGCCGCAGAAUCAAACUGCCAUCAGAGUGUUCACUCCCACUGUCCACAGAGGUCAGCCCAGUGGGGUGGAGCUAAACCCUGACCUCACCACUGGGGUCAAACGGGUGUCACCAUCUCACUAUGUGACCUGCGCUGACGCUCCCUGCUUCCCGGGUGUUCCCUGUGAGCCCACCAUCACCGGGUCCUUCAAGUGUGGACGCUGCCCGUAUGGCUACACCGGAGACGGAGUCACAUGUAAAGCUGUGUGCAGGUAUCAGUGUGGGAGGAACAUGGAGUGCACUCUGCCCAACACCUGCACCUGCAAGGAAGGCUACACCGGAUACAACUGUCACAUUGCUCUGUGUCGGCCUGACUGCAAGAACCAGGGGAAGUGUGUGAAACCUAACGUGUGCGAAUGUGCCGCGGGCUACGGAGGGCCCACCUGUGAGGAAGCGAGCUGCGAGCCGCCUUGUCAACACGGAGGCACCUGUCUGGCCAGAAACCUGUGUACCUGCCCGUACGGCUACGUGGGACCCAGAUGUGAAAUCAUGGUGUGUAACAGGCACUGUGAAAAUGGAGGCGAGUGCGUUUCUCCUGAUGUCUGUGAAUGCACACCCGGCUGGUACGGACCAACAUGUAACUCAGCUCUCUGUAACCCCGUGUGUCUGAAUGGAGGAACAUGCAUGAAGCCCAACAUCUGUGCCUGUCCCAGCGGCUUCUACGGCUCUCAGUGUCAAAUCGCUGUGUGCAGUCCUCCCUGUAAGAACGGAGGUCAGUGUAUGAGGAACAAUGUGUGCUCCUGCCCUGAGGGCUACACUGGGAAAAGGUGUCAGAAGAGUGUGUGUGAGCCGAUGUGCAUGAACAAAGGCAAGUGUGUGGGACCCAACACGUGCUCCUGUGCGUCAGGGUGGAGAGGGAAGAGGUGCAACAUACCUGUCUGUCUGCAAAAGUGUAAAAAUGGCGGCGAGUGUUUGGGACCAAACACCUGUCACUGUCCCACGGGCUGGGAGGGUCUCCAGUGUCAGACACCGGUGUGUAAGCAGCGGUGCCUGAACGGAGGGAGGUGUGUCCUUCCUGACUACUGCCACUGUCGGAAAGGCUACAAGGGCCUCACCUGCGCAGUAAAGGCGUCACAGGCAUGAUGGGAAACGAGAAAUGGGAUGAAAGAAGCUACAGAAUGCACAAAGCAAAAAGAGAGCAUCAUAAAUUGUUGCGUGGGCGUGUGAGUGUGUGUGUGUGUGUGUGUGUGUGUGGAUGUUGAUGGAUGUGUGUGGCUGUGUGCACAUUUGAAGGCUAACAGGGGGACUUGAUGUAUUGCACUUGUCUGUCCGCCCCUGUAUAUCACUACCUCAAGGCUCACAGUAACACAUCUGUUAAAUGCAUCAGCAGAGAGACUUCCUACAGAUGUGUGUGUGUUGCUGCUCAGUAUUAUGUAAAAUAAGUAAAUGACAAAUGGAUCAGUUUUAGUCAUGAUUCAUUUAUCAGAUGUAGGUUAUUACCAGCAAGCUUUUAGUUUUAGAGUUGUCACAGUUUAGCCAAAUUAUAGCCUUUUAUCAAACUGAUGUGCACUGUUUGUUUCUUAUGAUGAAAAUAAGUCUGCUUUUAAUUGCGCCUGAUCUGGAUGGUACACAUCAGUAACUUGUUUCAGACUCAAGACACUGAUAUAAAUAUGCUGCCAUUUAACACAAAUCUGUUUAAUUUUCUUUAUCGCUUUCAUUAAUAUAUUGUUUGACUGGAUCAUGGCCGCCUGUUGGAGUUAUAUUAUAAGUUUGUUUUCUAAAAAAAAACUUCUGUAAACACCAGAUAACACUGUGGUACAAGUGACAAAAUAAAGACAUGUACUAUUUCUA
Molecule: messenger RNA, 6252 nt
Organism: Epinephelus lanceolatus (giant grouper)
Lineage: Eukaryota; Metazoa; Chordata; Actinopteri; Perciformes; Serranidae
Gene: vwde
Product: von Willebrand factor D and EGF domains
Biological process (GO): anatomical structure development
Cellular component (GO): membrane; cell surface; extracellular region
Molecular function (GO): calcium ion binding; signaling receptor binding
Source: RefSeq, a predicted model, not a curated record